Messenger RNA from Saccharomycodes ludwigii, 486 nucleotides. RefSeq names its product Tca17p (gene TCA17). Gene Ontology annotation, biological process: endoplasmic reticulum to Golgi vesicle-mediated transport. The coding region runs from base 1 to 486 and encodes 161 amino acids. The record is from RefSeq and is a predicted model, not a curated record. The transcript has a single exon. NCBI's taxonomy places the organism in Eukaryota, Fungi, Ascomycota, Saccharomycetes, Saccharomycodales, Saccharomycodaceae.
AUGCCCUUACAAUUUGUAUCUAUUAUAAAUCCAAACAAUAAACCAUUAGCCAUUGAAAAUAUAAGCAGCUUAACCACCGAUAAUAAAGAUCCUACAGAAAUUGCGCAAAAUAAUGAUUUAAAGUAUAACACCUUUGCAAAUAUGGCUUUGGACUAUUUUGAUUCAAUGCUAUUUGACCCACUUUUACAAGCAUCACCAUCUGGGAACAACAUUAUGGAUAGCAACACAUCGAUAAUACACCAUAAUGGAAGUUACAUAAUCAGACUUUUCGAAUUGGAAAAUUGCACAGUAUAUGCCAGAUUGAUCAAACAAAUAGGAUUAAAAUUUGUUCUCGGCACUUCUACUAAAACUCCAAGUGAGAAAGUAAUUGAAUAUUUUGACAAAUUAAUCAAUAUUUAUACAAGAGUAAAAUCCAGUCCAUUUAUUGUGAAUGAUGAUGAUUUUAUAGAUAAAUUAGGUAAUAGGAUUAAACGAGACUUUACAUAA